Elephantulus edwardii (Cape elephant shrew) is the source of this 945-nucleotide messenger RNA. Its product is annotated as olfactory receptor 5G3-like. Bases 1 to 945 code for a protein of 314 amino acids. Gene Ontology annotation, biological process: sensory perception of smell; G protein-coupled receptor signaling pathway. Gene Ontology annotation, cellular component: membrane. The transcript has a single exon. The record is from RefSeq and is a predicted model, not a curated record. Gene Ontology annotation, molecular function: olfactory receptor activity; G protein-coupled receptor activity; odorant binding. Lineage: Eukaryota; Metazoa; Chordata; Mammalia; Macroscelidea; Macroscelididae.
AUGGAGAAUAAGACCAAGACGCUAGUGAGUGAAUUUCUUUUCCUGGGACUCACAGACCAACUGCACCAGCAGAUCAUUCUCUUCGCCAUGCUUCUCAUCAUCUACCUGGUCACCGUGUGGGGUAACCUGGGAAUGAUCGUACUGAUAUGGACUGACUCCAGACUCCACACGCCUAUGUACUUUUUUCUUAGCCAUCUGUCCUUUGUGGAUAUUUGUUCCUCUUCUUCCAUUGCCCCGAAGAUGCUGUGUGAUAUCUUUGUAGAGAAAAAAAGUAUCUCUUUCCUGGGCUGUGCUGCACAGCUGUGGUUCUCUGGUCUGUUUGUGGCAGCUGAAUGUUUCCUCUUGGCUUCCAUGGCGUAUGACCGGUACGUAGCCAUCUGCAAGCCCUUGUUGUACACCCUGAUUAUGUCCCAGCGGGUCUGCGUGCAGCUGGUGGUAGGACCUUACGCUGUGGCUCUUUUAAGCACUAUGACUCAUACAACACUGACUUUUUGCUUACCUUUCUGUGGCCCAAAUAUCAUCAAUCAUUUCUUCUGUGAUAUCUCACCUCUGCUCUCCUUGUCAUGUGCAGACACCUGGAUCAAUAAGUUGGUACUUUUCGUCUUAGCUGGAGCUGUGGUCGUACUCAGUGGUGUGACCAUCGUGGUCUCUUACGUGUGUAUUCUGAUGGCCAUCCUGAGGAUUAAGUCCGCUGAGGGGCGGCGGAAAGCCUUCUCCACUUGUUCCUCUCAUCUGGCAGCUGUCUCUGUCCUCUAUGGGACUCUUUCCUUUAUUUAUGUCCUGCCGAAGUCACAUUCCUCCCUGGAUAUCAAUAAGGUGAUUUCCCUGUUUUAUACUGUUGUGAUCCCCAUGCUGAACCCCAUCAUCUACAGCCUGAGAAACAAGGAGGUGAAAGAUGUGUUCAGGAGAAAGUUUGAAAGAAAUAACUUUCUAAUUAGCCGAUAA